AUGCCCAACUACACGUCCAAGACUACUGGAGAUGAGGUGGCGCGGGACUGCAAGUCCCAAAUUGCCAACAAGACCAUCUUGGUCACGGGGGCCACCCCCGGCGGCCUGGGUGCGACAUUCGCAACUACGAUUGCACCUUACGGCCCGGCGGUGAUCAUUCUUGCCUCCCACAGCGUGGUCAAGGCCGGCGAUACGGCAAAGGCCAUCGAGGCUAUCUCACCAGAUGUGAAGACUAUUGUUAUUGAGCUAGAUCUUGCCUCGAUUUCUCAGGUCCGCAAAGCCGCCGAGAAUAUUCUAGGCUGUGUGGACACGAUCGAUGUCAUCGUCAACAACGCCGGAAUUAUGGCAGCGCCAUAUAGCAAAACCGUGGACGGUAUCGAAUCGCAGUUUGGGACAAACCAUGUCGGUCAUUUCCUAUUGACCAACUUGCUGCUGUCUUCAAUAUCCCGUGACAAGAAGAAACGGCCUUUACGUGUCGUCAACGUCUCGAGCAAUGGCUUUCGUUUCAGUCCCGUCCGCAUCAAAGACAUUAGUUUUGACGAUGGCGCUACAUACGAUCGGUGGACAGCUUAUGGACAGUCGAAGUCUGCCAAUAUGUUGUUCUCCCGAUCCCUCGCGGCGAAACUCGGUAGCCGUGGUGUCAUAUCUAUCAGCCUCCACCCAGGUGUCAUUAUAGAGACAAGUCUCUCCCGUCACGUUGCCAUGGAAGACUUCGCCGAGCUUGGCGUCUUGGAUCGAAAAUUGGGAAACCGCGAGUUUUGGGACCAACCGUUUAUGCUAAAGUCUCCGGCGGAGGGCGUCGCAACACACAUUUUUGCAGCUUUCCACCCGGCCCUCGAGAAACCGGAGCAUAACGGUGCUUAUCUGGAAGACUCGCAAGUCGUUGAUGCCAAACAGAUCCAAAGUUGGGCUAGAGAUGCCGUGGAGGCUCAAAUGUUGUGGCGUCUCAGUGAAGAGAUGGUGUCAGAGACAUUCUCCUACUGA
This is a messenger RNA of Sporothrix schenckii 1099-18, 984 nucleotides long. RefSeq names its product short-chain dehydrogenase. NCBI's taxonomy places the organism in Eukaryota, Fungi, Ascomycota, Sordariomycetes, Ophiostomatales, Ophiostomataceae. The coding region runs from base 1 to 984 and encodes 327 amino acids. The transcript is spliced from 2 exons. The record is from RefSeq and is a predicted model, not a curated record.